GACCCCUUCAAAAUUCAAAAAACACACACACAAGCUUUUGAACGUAAAGGAAACGAAAAUGGGUUCUUCAACUUCAACCUCACCACUUUCUUUGAAGAUUGUAUUAAUCUCCACCGGCGUUUUAUCCGCAGCGACGGCGAUGAAGCUCUACUUCCCGUUGGUGUUAAACUUUGCAGUUUACGACGUACCGGUUAUCUGGUCCGUUAUACUCUCCUGGCUCACACCACCUUAUCUAUACGUCGUCGUUAACGGCAUCAUCAUCACCAUCGUUGCUUCUUCACGUUUCCAGCUCCACUACAACCAUCACCGUCAUGAUGAUCACAUCGAAACGACCGAUGAUCUGCCGUCAGAAUCACCGCCGUUGUUGAUUCAACCGGUGGCGUAUGAGAUUGAAACUCCGGCGGUGGUUUACGAGACGGAAGAUAGGGAAACUGAGGGGAGUCUCGUGGUUUAUGAGGUUGAACCGCCGGCUAUUGAUAUUGAAACAGUUCCGGUGAACGAUUUAGAUGAAGCUGAAGAUAAAUUUGUGAUAUCAAAAGCGAAGCUUCAAUCAGAUCUCAGUUUUCCGGUGAGAGAGAUGCCGUUAGUUAGUUCCAGAUUUGCUCACCAGCGGAGACUCUCGAAAGCUAACCCCGAAGGUGUGAAAUCGCUAAGAGUAUCGAAGCCGCGUAAACACGAAACAUUAGAGAGCACGUGGAAGAUGAUAACCGACGGUCGUCACAUUCCCUUGAACAGACAUCUCCGGAAGUCCGAUGCUUUCGAGAAUCACCACCACAACCACCACGCGCCACCGUCGGAUGCGUACGACGGCGAGCAAGUGGCAGAUUACACUGUCAUGGACAAAUUGGAAACAUCCCAUGACCGCCAGAACCACCGUGUUGUGUCAUCGAGAAAUCAGUUGCCGCCAUCUGGCGGGAAGCUGAGGAAAGAGGGGUCGCUGAGUCAUGAUGAGUUGAAUCGGCGAGUUGAAGCGUUCAUAAAGAAGUUUAACGAUGAGAUGAGGUUACAAAGACAAGAGUCGUUACAACGAUACAUGGACAUGAUUAACCGAGGGGCUGAAUAGGAACAAAAACACAAAAAUGUAAAAAAGAUUUUUCUAGAAAAGUUUGUUGUUUAUAUUUUAGUUGAAAAAAAAAACAAAAUAUAUUUUUUAUUUCGAUUGACUUGUCAUUUUCUGUAUAAAGUGUUGAUAAAGGUUAUAUAUUAUUUUAAAUUAAAGUGUAUUAUUAUA
Helianthus annuus (common sunflower) is the source of this 1231-nucleotide messenger RNA. RefSeq lists its product as uncharacterized. Lineage: Eukaryota; Viridiplantae; Streptophyta; Magnoliopsida; Asterales; Asteraceae. The record is from RefSeq and is a predicted model, not a curated record. The transcript is spliced from 2 exons. Bases 59 to 1063 code for a protein of 334 amino acids.